This is a messenger RNA of Oenanthe melanoleuca, 2284 nucleotides long. RefSeq names its product pterin-4 alpha-carbinolamine dehydratase 2 (gene PCBD2). NCBI's taxonomy places the organism in Eukaryota, Metazoa, Chordata, Aves, Passeriformes, Muscicapidae. The transcript has 4 exons. The record is from RefSeq and is a predicted model, not a curated record. Gene Ontology annotation, molecular function: 4-alpha-hydroxytetrahydrobiopterin dehydratase activity. Bases 38 to 433 code for a protein of 131 amino acids. Gene Ontology annotation, biological process: tetrahydrobiopterin biosynthetic process.
GCGGCUCCUCCCGCGGGGCGGGCCGGGCCGAGGGGCCAUGCCGGGCGGCGCUGCGCUGCGGCGGGCGCUGCUGGCGGCGCGGCGGGCGGUGGGCGGCGCCGGGAGCCCCGCGGCCAUGGUGAGGUCUUCCCAGUCUCACUGGUUGACGACAGAGGAAAGGAAUCAAGUUUUACUGGAUCUCAAAGCUUCAGGCUGGUCUGAGCUGGGAGAAAGAGAUGCCAUCUACAAGGAGUUCAAUUUCAAAAAUUUUAAUCAGGCUUUUGGAUUUAUGACACGUGUUGCUCUACAAGCAGAGAAGAUGAAUCACCACCCAGAAUGGUUUAAUGUCUACAGCAAGGUUCAGAUAACUCUGAUUUCCCACGACUGCGGUGGACUGACCAAGAGAGACGUGAAGCUGGCUCAGUUUAUUGACAAAGCUGCUGCCUCAGUUUGACCAGGAUGUAAAUGGCUUUAAUACAGUGUCCACCAUAUUCUGUGCUUAAAUGGGAUCUCUCUUUCCUUGUAAUCCUUAUUUCCAAAACUUGUAGAGAGAAGCUGUUUUAUAAAAGGAGUGGCUGAGCUUGUCUGACCUUCAAUACCUUAGUCUUGAGACCCCUUUGGAUUCCCAUUGCUGGCUCUGCAGGAGGAUGUAGUGGAUAAACCAGCAAUAAAUAAGUUUUCAACAAUUCUUUUCUAGAAAAUAAACUGAGCUGGAAUGAAACCAGGAGCCCACCCAUGUGGGCUAAGCCCAUGGGACUGGUGGCAGCUGCCAUGUGAGCUUCCCCCAUGCCUGGUGGCUUCCCUCCUAUAGAUUUGUACAUAUCUGCACUUCACACAAUGUAAGAGCAGCUUGGCCAGGUCAGUCCCCUCUGGCUUGGUACCAUCAUCUCUUGCAGUGACCAGUGACAAGUGCAAGGACACUGGAGAGAGCAGUGCAAGCUGCUGCUGAUGUGGCCUUGGAGUUGCAGUUCAACUGGCAGGAACAGCUGUAUCCAGAGUUGGUGCUUGAGAGCUUUUCCCCAUCUGAGAGUAUAGAAUCACAUAACCACAGACUGGUUUGGGUUGGAAGGAGCCUUAAAGCUCAUCUCGUUUCACCCCCCUGCUGUGGGCAGGGUCACCUUCCACUAGAUAAGUUUGCUCCAAGCCCCAUCCAGGCUGGCUUGGACACUCUGAGGUACAGGACUGGAUCUUGGAGUUGCUGGAAACUUUAGCACUGGUACUGCAAAUACGAAAUAGUCCCAGUGAGUUCCCAGCUUUCACACCAUUAAAUGAAGCAUGUGCUUAAAUGCUUGGCCAGGUCAGUGCUCAGCACCGUGCAGGAGUGAGCCACUGUUGGUGGUGUAAUGCUCCAGUACCUGCUGGAUCAGACGGGGGGGUGACUUGGCCAAGUGCCUGGAGCCCUGGCCAGGGCUGCCCCUGGUGAAGGAAGUGGCAUUAGCAGGAUUCUUGCUAAGCUGGGCUUGACUGAAGCUAUGCUCACCCACUUUUCCUCAUAGCUAGAAUUACUCGUUGCAAACGUUGUUGCAGGAGUUGCAGAUCCGACAGCAUUUAAAAUAUUUUUUUCCUUGGUUUGAAAUGUCUUUGUUUUUAUUCUGUGAUCCUCCCGAGACAGAUCUCAGUGCCGGCAGGCAGAUUUCAUCCUUGUAAAGCUCGCAGGAGGGUUUCCCCCGGCAGCCCCUCGGAGUGUCCCCAGCACGCUCGGUCAUGCCCCGGAGCCGCUACGGGCGGAGAAGUGACACCUCCGAAAUUGCUCGGGUGUCACCGCCACCGCCUGCCGGGAAGGGAGAUGCGCGGCUGCCAGAAUCUAUAUCGGGGUACAUGCGAGGUGUGUGGUCUCUCGGAUAUUUUGGGAUUCAAAAUGCCACGAGCUGCCGCCCAAGUGACUGUGUUGAUAAAAUGAGAAAGAUAUUUUUUGUAAAUCCUUAGCAAACACACCAUCACGUGCUAAUUGGUCACACACAGGAAGCAAGAUGUUGGGGUUUAUUGUCAGUAACCCUGCUUGGGAUAUCAAGUUAAUACCUAAAAAGACCCAAAUUCAAACUUCGUGCUCAGCUGUUCUUUUCUCACAAGUGCCUUUCCCCAGUGAAGUGGAGGAUUUCCCUGAUAUGGUUUGAAAAUGGUCACUGUUGUGAAGAGUGAAUAAAACUAAAACAAACAACCAGGCUGUGAUGUCUCCUGUUACUGGUGGGGAAGUGAAAUGAGCUUCACCCAAAGUUUUGACAACAUCUCUAAUGAACUGUGAAAAGUCUGUUGUUCAGAAUUUAUAUAUAACGUGUGGGCUUUGAAUAAAACCAAUAAAAUCAAA